Molecule: messenger RNA, 1851 nt
Organism: Exophiala mesophila
Lineage: Eukaryota; Fungi; Ascomycota; Eurotiomycetes; Chaetothyriales; Herpotrichiellaceae
Exons: 2
Coding region: 248-1738 (496 amino acids)
Molecular function (GO): oxidoreductase activity
Source: RefSeq, a predicted model, not a curated record
CACACAUCCACACAUCCACCCACCCACUCUUCCACCCACUGCCAGUGCCAGUGCCGCCUUCCCACUCAUCAAUUCCCCAAUCAUGUCACUUCCAUUUAUAUUAUUCAAGAUCUACGCUUCUUUCCCAUCCGCCACAUCGUCUCAUGAUUUUGAUUUCCUCUCGCGUAUUGUGAGUGUCUGGGAGCUCCAAGGCGACACCUAGCCUCUAGUUGUCGACGACAUAAUUUGUGUUGUACCCAACUUCGUCAUGUCGAAACUAAUUGAUUAUGCUGAAGUACAACAACAUAGGUCUAAAGAGUCUUGCUGGGUUAUCCUCUAUGGAAACGUCUGGGAUGUGACAGACUUUCUUCCCCAACAUCCUGGCGGCUCCUCCAUUAUCCUCAAGCUCGCAGGCAAAGAUGCUACCGAAGAUUACGAUCCGAUCCAUCCUCCUGGCACGUUGGAAGAGAAUCUUCCUGAGUCGGCACGAAUUGGACCCAUCGAUCCCAAGUCCCUUCCAGAGGCAGUAAAAGCUGCAAAGGAUGUCGGUCCCCAACCUGACACCGAGCUCGAAUUACCUCUCGCUGCUCUGCUGAAUAUGGACGAGAUCGAAGCCGCGGCGACAAAGAAGAUGUCAAAGAAGGGCUGGGCCUACUACUAUUCUGCCGCAGACGACCUCUACAGCAAACAACACAACAACCAAGUCUACCGCCAGAUUUUGCUUCGCCCCCGCGUCUUUGUCGACUGUAAAGAAUGUGAUCUUAGCACAACCUUCCUUGGCCUUCACCUCCAACUUCCCAUUUUUAUCUCUCCAGCUGCCAUGGCCAGGCUGGCACACCCAGAUGGAGAAUGGGGUAUUGCUCAGGCUGCCAAAAAGUUUGGCGCCAUGCAGAUGAUUUCCAAUAAUGCUAGUAUGACUCCUGAACAAAUCAUCAAGGACGCAGGCCCCAAUCAGGUGUUUGGUUGGCAACUAUACGUCCAGUCGGAACGCAAAAAGUCGGAAGAUAUGCUCGCGAGAAUUAACAAAUUGGAUGCCAUCAAGUUCAUCUGCUUGACUCUGGAUGCCCCUGUGCCCGGAAAGAGAGAGCAUGACGAAAAGGGAAAGUUCAGCCUUGAAGACACGAGCCAGGUGGUCAAGGACGCUGGAGGCACCGAGUUGAAAGGUGGUGGUGGUAUUGGCCAAUCCUUGUUUUUUGGCACCGAUCCAACCUUGACAUGGCAGGAAACCCUACCCUGGUUGAAGAAACACACUAGCAAACCCGUCAUCCUGAAAGGCUUACAAACCCAUGAAGAUGCCUACAUCGCUGCCCAACAUACUCCACAGGUCCAGGGGAUCAUCCUGUCCAACCACGGCGGGAGAGCUGUUGACACUGCCCCACCCUCGAUCCAUACUCUUCUCGAAAUUCGCAAGUACUGUCCAGAGGUCUUGACCAAAUUGGACGUCGUGGUGGACGGCGGCAUCAAGCGAGGCACCGAUGUCGUCAAGGCACUGGCACUUGGUGCCAAAGCCGUCGGAAUUGGUCGCAAUGCUCUUUUCGGCCUGGCAGCCGGCGGUGUUGAAGGCGUAGAACGAGUAUUAGAAAUUCUCCGGGACGAAACUGCCACCGCCUGUCGAUUGCUCGGAGCCGCCAAAGUUUCUGAUCUCGGCGCAAUUCAUGUCAACACAAGAGCUGCAGAGCGAGAUAUCUAUGACGGCCCCGCCAACCUGCCAGGUCUUGAAGGUACGUUGAAAGGGCUGUGGACAAAAUCAAAGUUAUAAUGUUGCUUCUGCUUGUGUGUAGUGCAAGGCGGUUUGUCCGUCGGUUUCAAGGCGGAAAAUGGUCGCCGUUUCAUCUUAGAAUGCUUCUUGGCCAAUAGAACUUCCAAACCACG